AGCACUCACAAUCUUUGCAUGAUUAGUUCAUCGUAGCACCCAUAAUGCUAAUUGUAACUUGUAAAUGUUGUUGUUUUUGCAGAUUAUCCACGACAGGAUACGGACACACAUGUCCAGGAGCAGGUUGAUGUGGAAUUCUUUGCCUGGAGGACUCUACGCACUUCCUGAGUUCUCCAGCGACCUCACCCUCUUCCCCUUCUACUACUCAACACUCGGUAAGAGUCCUUCUCAGGAGUUUACAGCUGUCAUUCAAGCGGUCACACCUCUACAGUCCCAACAGCAGCCCAUAUUCAAACUGAUCCAUGCGGUCGCCAAGUCCAAGUUCUGUGCACAGAUUUUAGUGCUGUGGAACUGUGAGAAGCCUCCACCACCCAGAAACAAGUGGCCCUCCAUCACAACACCCUUCUCCGUCAUUGAGGGCAAAAGAAAGACGAUGAGUGGCCGUUUUUUCCCUCAUCAUGCUAUCAAAACUGAUGCAGUUCUCAGCCUGGACGAGGACUCGGUUCUGUCCACCAAUGAGGUGGAUUUCGCCUUCAUUGUUUGGCAGAGUUUUCCAGAUCGGAUCGUAGGCUACCCAGCACGCAGCCAUUACUGGGACAGUGGGAAGGGGAGGUGGGGUUAUACCUCUAAAUGGACCAAUGAAUACUCCAUGGUGCUCACAGGAGCUGCGUUCUACCACAGGUAUUAUCAUCACCUGUACACAUACUACCUGCCAACGUCUCUGCUGUCAAUGGUGGACCAGUUGGCCAACUGUGAGGACAUCCUCAUGAAUUUCCUCAUCUCUGCAGUAACCAAACUCCCGCCAAUCAAAGUCACACAGAAAAAACAGUACAAGGAGACCAUGAUGCAGCAGGGCUCUAAGGCGUCUCGAUGGGCCGACCCAGACCACUUUGCACAGCGUCAGUCCUGCAUGAACUCUUUCACACGUUGGUUUGGCUUCAUGCCUCUCCUGCACUCUCAGUUGCGUCUGGACCCCGUCCUCUUCAAAGACCAGGUCUCUAUCCUACGCAAGAAAUACAGAGACAUUGAGAGGUUGUGAGGGGCGAAUCCCUCCAACACUCUGCUGAACUCAUCCGAACAUCCCCAAACAGACCUGCAGUGUUCAGUUCGCCUGGACUCAAAUACAAUAUGUUCCAUCUAUAGAAAAAAAAAAAUUAUAACAAAAUAUGCAACACUGAAUGAUUUUAUCUGCAGCUGAAGGUUUCGUGGCAAGCAUUUGCUCAGAAUAGGACUGGCUCCUUGCGUGUUCGAAUUUGUUGUUGUUGUCGGUGUUGUUGUCUGCGAGGGCCGUAGCUGCUGCACAUGUAUGAACAGGAGGUAAAAGAGGCGUGUGAAUGGAUGAAAACAGCUUAACGAGUCACCUAUGCCUGCAAUAUGUCUUUUAAUUUAAAUUUUUUUUUUUUAAGAAAUUCUUUUUUUUUUAAAGAAGUUUAAAAAAUAAAAUCUAUGAAUGCAAAGUGGGUUUGCACCCUAAAUAUUCAUUUUUGUAUCAUUUUAUUGUGUGUUUGUCCCUUAAUACACCAUUUUUUCC
Sinocyclocheilus rhinocerous is the source of this 1531-nucleotide messenger RNA. Its product is annotated as exostosin-1a-like. Gene Ontology annotation, molecular function: glycosyltransferase activity. Bases 65 to 1039 code for a protein of 324 amino acids. NCBI's taxonomy places the organism in Eukaryota, Metazoa, Chordata, Actinopteri, Cypriniformes, Cyprinidae. Gene Ontology annotation, cellular component: membrane. The record is from RefSeq and is a predicted model, not a curated record. The transcript has 7 exons.